UUAACGUUAUUCCAAUACAUUCGUAAUGCAAUUUAGGAAAAGAACCUUGCCCCACCAAAACUAACUUCUAAUAACAUAAAUUUCAGAAUUUUAAACCUGUUUGCCCAUCUACAAACUGAAGGGUUUUAUAUUUACAUGCUGAUGUUGAUUUGGUUCUGGAUUAAGGAUUGUUCACAAAAAUCGGCUUUGCGAAUUAAAUGUUAUUUCAAUUUUAUUAUUAUUCAUUUUAUAGCAUAUUAUACAACAAACUGUUUUGGCUUAAAAUACUUUUAAGGACAAAAAUAACUUAGGUUUUUUUCAAUAACGAUAAGUUUUCAUUUUAAAAGUAGGCCUAGUAUACUUGUUAUCCCAUCAUUUCCUAUGCUGGGCUUAAGUCUCACUUGGCUAUUAAUUAUUUGAAUUGUCUGUCCGAUUUAGUUACGUACCUGUAGCACCGGUUAGUAAGCGUAGGAGUAAGAAGUACUACAAUAUUUUUCUUACUCUCACUCAAUUUAGUCGUGUGUGGAGACUGGUGUUGUGAUUCUUAUUCUUAUUUGAGUUUAAAUUUUAAAAUGUCAAAAGAUUAAACCUAAGUAAAUGAAAAUUCAAAAAAACCUUAUUAUUGUUUAUUUGUUUACUGUAACAUAAUUAAUUUUAAGACUUUGGAAAUUUAACAGUUGUUAAAUACUUAUGUGAAUGAAUUUUUAAAUUAAGCCAAGAACAUUUUGUUUCUUUAGACCAUAACUCGUUUUAAAAUGGAGUUCAAAAUUCAGGAUUAUUCUAAAUUGUGCAAUUUGAAUGGAUCCGUUAACUCUUCAUUUAAAACAGUGGAUAACAAAACAAAGAAAUUGCUGUGGGAUAGCAUGUUGGAGGUAUAUGAAAAGGAGAAAGGAAUUAAGUCUAGCCAUAGAGGAUGUGAAAUACUAAAUUCAUUGCAGCAGAAUUUAAUAGAACAAUCUGUUCAGAAUAGUAGUUCUCUUAAUAUGGCCAAGCUAAUGAAAAAUAUUAAAAAACACAAGAAACACAACCUAAACCGUACUGAAACCGAAAUGAAUAAUUAUAAAACACACAAUGAACAGAGUAUUAUAAAAGACAAACACAAAAAAUUACAGAAACAUACAAAAAAUAAAAAGCAUACAAAACCUAAAAGUGACAAGGAAAAGUUGUCUCAACCGCAGCUGGUUGUUUUGCAUGAACAUGGGAAGAUAAUAAACCAAAGUAGUAAUGAGUUGAUUCCAUUGGAAACAAGUAAACAAAACGCAAUACAAAAGUUAUGUCAAAAACACAAUAAAACAAGACAACUUCCAGAUAAAAUGAAGCCAUUCAGAAGUUCCGUUAAAAAAAUAAAUUCAAAAUACGAAAAGGAAGCAAUGAAGAUGCAAAAUUCAUGCAACAUGCAGUAUUUAAAUGAAAAACUUAAAAAGAGACAGGAUAAAGUUACAGUCUUACAGACUUUAAAUGCAAGUAUAGAAUCUAAGCAGAGGAAGAAAAAACUUAAAUUAAUCCACAAACAUCCUCCAAAUGAUAAAUCAAUAUUACCUGGUAUGACUGAUGAACUAAUAAGGAAAAUAAAAAGUCUUCCAUUCAAAGUUGAUUAUAAUCAUCUGAUUUUUAUGGAUCCCUCCCACAUAUCGAAAUUGUUAGAAUACACUUGUGAACCUAAGCUUGAUAUUAUGAGAAAUUAUAUUUAUGGGAAUCAAGACAUGCAAAAAAUAACAACUAAGCUUAAAGAUAAUAGUAAAAUUAAUACUGGCUUGACAGAACCAUUGUUGAAAGUAGUUGACAAUAAGCAUAUUUCCUCAAAACACCUAAGAAACUCCAAAACAAACAAAAAGUUAAAGGAAUACAAUCAACUUCAACAAAGGAACAGUAAAAUGUUAUUGUGUGAGCCUUUCAAUAAAAUUUCUGAUCUUCAAACUACUAAUUCCAAAGAAGAUCAAAAACAUAGGAAAAAGAGAAGUAAAUAUACAGUAGCUGAUAAAAAGAAAAGUAUAAUGAAGUCAUCAAGCAUGAAGAAAUUUAAGCCAAUUAAAAACAACAAAAAAUCUGUUGUUAGGCAUAAAGAUGAAGUCUUAGCAAAAGAUCAGAGCAACACAUGUGGAGACAAGAAUAAUUCUGAAUCGUUCGGGAGCAACUUGUCAAGCCAAAAUCAAAAAUUGGAUACCAUUUAUAGUGAGAGCUUUGCUACUGGAGAUAGAGAUGGAGAGUCUGCAGUGUCAAACAGUAUCGUACCUAAACAAGAUGUGAUUGAAUCUCCGUGCCUAAAUGAGAGUCAAAAUGAGAACAAUUUAAAUAAAAUGCAUAAAUUAAGUAAUUACAAAUUAAAAUGCAAGAGCAAGAAAGACAAAAUGAUGAAUGUAGCAAAACCAUUGAUUAGUGAAGACGGAAAGAGAUUGACAUUGCAGUUAGUUAAAGCUGAUGCCACCGUAAAACACCCUAAAAAGUGUAGAAAAUCUGUUUAUAAUAUUGAGAGACUCAUAAGUGAGGAGAGGUGCAACACAGUCCAGAGAAAUCGUUUGAUGGUGUUUUAUGCAAACAGGGAAUCAACAAGCACAUCUAAAGAUUCUCUUAAUAUUGCCAUCAGCAGAGAUACCGAGUUGACCAACAAUGGUAGUUCAAGCAAUGUCUUAAAUGUUGUCAUAAAACAAACGAAAAAUUCUAUGCCAAGUAAUUUAACACCUAUAACUGAGAAACAAGAUCAAAUAAAGUGCAAAGGUAUGAAGCUAAAUGACAGUAUAACAAAUAAUGGCCAACUAGAAAAAUCAGUGUCUGUUGAUGAAGGAAGAAAAUCUGCUGAAGAGAAAAUCUUAAAAGAGGCUGAAUGCCAAACUGAUGUAUUUUUACCGGAUCAUAAAACUGAAGGUAAUCCCUGUGAAGCUUUUUGUACAAACAGGGAAGCUUUAGAUUCAAGUAAAAUACACAGUGGGGCCAAAAUUGGAAUACAAUGUAACAGCACUGGUACACAAGAUUUAAAAUGCUAUGAAAGUGGAACACCUGCAGUAAAUAGCAAUAUGACUGAAAUGAUUCCGGUAAACUCUGUACGUCCACCAAAUAAUGAUUUGUCAGACUUUAUCAAUAAAAGCAAUAUUCUUUAUUUACAAAGAGGAGCGGCUGAUAAUAGAGCUAGGCAACCCAGUUUAAAACUAAUCCAAAAUAAAAAUAAAUGUAUCCACUUGGUGUCAAAUGAUAGGAAACCUGAGAAUUGGAAAGAAAGUCGAUUUUGUACAAUUGAAGAUGAAAAAUAUAAUUUUUCUUUUGAAAACAAUAUAUGCAACCAAAAUUGCUUAAAACCAAAAAUAACAUCUAUUAAACCCAAUUAUAGCAGUGAGCAAAAACAGUGUUUGGAAAUUGAUAAUGAAAAUGAAAUAAAUGUAACCAAGCAAUCUUGUAUUACAGAAGUGGAUCAUGAUAUUGGAUCCAAACUGGAAAAAAUAGGCUUGUCAAAUAAAAAUAGUUUUAUAAAGAUUAUAGAUUCAAAUACUCAAAUCAGUCACUCAUAUGAGAGUAAACAAACUUCAAAUAUUCAUUCACCACUGAAGUUUACUACUCAGUCAAUCACCAAGAAUGUAAAUGUUGACAAAAAAGGUUUAAACAAGGCUGAAACUAAGAUAGUAGAUGAUGGUGAAAAAGAAAGUACAAAAUUUAAAAACAAAUACAUACAAAUAUCAAACCUGAAUUUAAAUGCUGCCAAAGCCAACCUUUUCCCAAAAUCUUUUAUAAAAAAUUGUAUGAAGCGAUUAAAUGCUGUUACCACAUUAAGAAAUGAAGUACCAAUCGAGAAAGGUCCGAUUGGUGAUCAUGUUAAUUCUAAUUUAAAUAAAAAUUCAGUCAAGGAAAAUCCAAAUAAUUUAGAACAAAACAUAGAGGAAGUGGAAGAAGACAAUAAUAUUAAGAGGGAAAGGUUUAUAGCAGUAUUACCUGAGCAAGCAGAUCCUGUUACAGAUAAUGCAAGUACGCAAUUUAAAUGCUACAACACGCCUGCUAUUGUAAGGGCAAGCAUGUUAGCUGUUACAGAUAUUGGAGUGCAAACAGACCAGUUCUUACCAGAUAAACUUGCAUCUUUUACUCAUAAGAAAUUUAAUCAUGGAGAAGAAUGUUCAUUGUCAGGAAAUCCAGAACAUGUGAACUCCCAAGUAAAUGAUAUUGAAAAUUCACUUUCUGUUAGAGACAAGAUAACAGAUGUUCCUAAGAAGAAACGUUCUUUUAUCCAUGUCAUAAAAGAUAACCUAGUUCCUGAAGAAGACACAUCUUGUAAUGUUAAUUCCAAUCUUAUUAAUCAUAAUACAAAUGAUAAAGAAAGCGGUUUAAAUGUAUAUAAUUCUGUCUUAAACACAUACAAUGAAAAAUACCAUAAAGAAUAUCAAGUUGUAAACAAAAUUAAUGCAAUUUAUGAAUUUCUACAAUAUUUAGAUAAGAUGUUGAAAGAUAAUGCUUUUGUAAAACGCAAUGUAACUUGCGACACCAAUUACAAUUUAGGAAAAUUCAAUAGCACUUUACGUUGUUUGUGCAGUAACUGCAUAGAAAUUUUGAAUAAAAUUGAGACUAAUAAAUCAGGUAAUAAAGAUCAAUACAAUAUCAAAGAGUUGAAUUCUACACACAAAAGAUCACUUUUUGUGAAUAUUGUAGAAGACGGGAAAGAAAACUCCUCGAGUGUGAAUUAUGUCAGUUUAAACAAAAUUGAACCAUAUGAUAGUAAACGAGAUUGUUUCAGUUCUGAAUCAACCCCCAGGCCAUUUUUUGUCAUUAUCCCACCUGAUGAAAACUUUGAACCAAAUGUUCAGAACAUAUCUGAAAAUGGAACAGACACUGUAUGCCUUCCUGAGUUCCAGUCAAAUCUUGAAGACCAAUUCAAUGGUAACCUGAUAAAAAAGAAAAUAAAUAACAGUGCAGCUAAAGGCAAGGAUAAAAAGGCUAAAAAAGAAGAGAAAUUAAAAAAUGUGAGCGGUUACAUUCAUACUAAGAAUCAAACACAUGAGAAAAUAACACAGAAAAACUUAAAGUUGCAUAGUCAACAUGAAUAUAAUAUACCUAUUAACAACAUUCCAAAUAAUGAACUUUCAAAAUAUUCAUGGAAAAAUAUUAAUUUUGAGCCUGAAAUCCAAUUUAUAUCAAGUAAUGUACAAAAAUGUAUAUCAUCUCAUGAAUUAUCCACUGUGCUUGAUAAUGUACCUAUUAACAAUGUUUUAUAUAAGGAACCUUCAAAAUGUUUAUCGCCCAAGGAAUUAUGUACAAUGCCUGAAGAUAAUGUUCAACAUUUCAAUCCUGAAGCACAUGGAAAUAUUUCACAUGAAAAUAUAGUUUGCUCCAAGUCUGCAAGCUCAGAAUGUAUUUCUCAUCUGAAGCUCGAAGAUAAAUACUACUCUACAACACCAUAUUCAAAUGAAAAACUGUUUAAAAGAAGUUUUAAAUGUGAAUCACAAAAGUUUGCAGAGGCCUUUAGUCCCAUAGAAACAGCAACAAUAAUCUAUAACGAUAGCCAUGAAUCACAUGCACACAAAAAAUCUAAAUUCAAUAGAUUUAACCAUAGUGAUGAAAAUGACAUCUGCAGAGGUUAUUGUGAUUUUAAAGUAGAAAACAUGACUUGCACAAAAGCAAAUAAUAAUCUCCCCGAGAGUCAACUGGAUGAAUUAGAAAUUCCUUCUCUGCCUGCUAAUCAUAGGGACAUUUGGAAAACCAUUUCCUCAGAGGAAAAAUUAUUUGAUAAGGAUAUGGAAUUUUAUACUGAUUUCAAAGGCAGUGUGUAUAGAAAUAAAUUACACUCCAGCUUAAAAUUAAAUUACUUUAUGAAGAAUGACAGUUACACCGGAAUCCCUCAAACAAAAUGCAUAAAGGAAGAUGCAACAAAUAUAAAUUGUGGUGAUCUUAAUAGGAAACACCGCAAGAAUAAUAAAUAUUCAAAUGUUCCAAAAAGUGAAAAGUGUACAAAGUGCAAAAGGGACGAUUCAAAUUCAAAUAUUCUGCACGAACCAUAUCUGUCUAAAUAUGAUUAUGGAGUUUCUGAUACUCAUUUCAGAGCCACGCAUGACUCCUUCUGUGAUUCGUCAUUUUCUUUUUGUUCAUCGGAAUGCAGUGAAGUCUUGCAUAAUACUUACACCAGAAAGUCAUAUGAACAUAAUAAGGAAAUAAAAUAUCCAAAUGCAUUCUUAAACAAGAAUAGUAGAAUAAACAGCAUGGUUUCAGCUUCAACAGAAACUUUGAUAAGGAAAAACCCCAGAGUAAAUGCUGAUUUAAAACACCAAACUUCAAUUUUUAAUAAAUCUCCAAGUAAUAAACACCCUUUAACCUUGGACAGUGGCGUGUCUAGAGAAAACCUAGAUGAAGAUAUAAUCAGUAAAACAGAAACUAACUCUACUGUGGAAUGCAGUGACCAAAAAUGUUAUUCUCAUUUAAGGGAAGCAGAUUCUGAACUGUCUUUUUGUUGCCCAUUUGCUCAAUGUAAUGAAUCCGUGGUGUUUGUUAACAAGCAUUACCCUUUUUCGGAAAACAUUACUUUACCAAAUAACAAUAAUAAUUUUAGAGCAAAUACAGACGAGUUGAUGCAAACUGUGAAUAGCACGGUUGGAAAUAGUAAUGGAAUAUACGAUACAAGUGGUUGGAUUUCCUUAAGCAGCUGCAAUUUACAGAGCAAAAGUAAAAGUGCUUCUGAUCCAGAGAAUAAGGUGUGUCUGCAGAUGGAUAUAAAAAUGAAUGAUGUGAUGCGUGUCGAGUUCCUGUGUCAACCACCAGUUCAAGAUUCGUUGGGAGCAAAAAAUAUAUAACAUUUACAAACUUAACUAAAGUGAUUUUGAUAAUAAAUUGUUAAGAUAAAAAUAAUGUUGUACAGAUUAUUCUUGUGUCUUGGCAUGGGCUCUUAGCAUGGUUUCUAUUGCAAUUUUACAUGAAAUCAUAAUUAAAUUUUUUUAUUACA
This is a messenger RNA of Homalodisca vitripennis (glassy-winged sharpshooter), 6886 nucleotides long. RefSeq lists its product as uncharacterized. The transcript is spliced from 3 exons. The record is from RefSeq and is a predicted model, not a curated record. Bases 735 to 6737 code for a protein of 2000 amino acids. Lineage: Eukaryota; Metazoa; Arthropoda; Insecta; Hemiptera; Cicadellidae.